Suhomyces tanzawaensis NRRL Y-17324 is the source of this 627-nucleotide messenger RNA. It is a transcript of the gene ISA2, whose product is annotated as Isa2p. The record is from RefSeq and is a predicted model, not a curated record. The transcript is spliced from 2 exons. Gene Ontology annotation, molecular function: 2 iron, 2 sulfur cluster binding; iron ion binding; 4 iron, 4 sulfur cluster binding. Bases 1 to 627 code for a protein of 208 amino acids. NCBI's taxonomy places the organism in Eukaryota, Fungi, Ascomycota, Pichiomycetes, Serinales, Debaryomycetaceae. Gene Ontology annotation, cellular component: mitochondrion. Gene Ontology annotation, biological process: iron-sulfur cluster assembly.
AUGAUCUCCAGAAGCAGCUUCAGAAUCGCCAGAAGGCGUAUAGGCGCCUCCCGCGUAGGCACUGUCCUUCCAGCACCAGAUACUUCCAAGACCCUCAAAGCAUCGACGUUUAACCUCCCAAACCAGCCACAAACGCCGGCUCCCCAGCACGAGCUGGUCCCCCAGGAGGAUAUUGACGACUUCAACCUCACCAAGCUUAUCCACGGAACCACAGACCUCCAAUUAGCCAUUACUUCUAGAGCCAGCAACAAGCUCAACAGCAUUGCUGAAACCGAUAAUAACCCCAAUACCGCCUUGAAAAUCAGCGUGGAAAGUGGUGGGUGCCACGGGUUUCAGUACAACUUGAACCUCACGGAUUUGGAGAAAGAAAUAGCUGCAGAUGCCGACGAAGAGCUCUUGGUGUUCAAGAGAGAAGACGGUACUGGACAAGUGGCACAGGUGGUGUUGGAUGAAUCGUCAUUGGAAAUCUUGCAGGACUCCAAGAUCGACUAUACCAAGGAGUUGAUCGGUAGCUCGUUUAAGGUGGUGGACUCGCCAUACACUUCGACUGCUUGCGGAUGUGGAGCCUCAUUCGACUUUGAUUUCGAGAAGUUGCAGAGAAAGAAGGAGGCAAAGGAGGCAAAUUAG